Messenger RNA from Blepharisma stoltei, 237 nucleotides. The record is from the annotation of a GenBank genome assembly. Lineage: Eukaryota; Ciliophora; Heterotrichea; Heterotrichida; Blepharismidae.
AUGCAUGAAGCAGGGUGUCAUAUCUGCCUAGAUGCUUCUGUGCUUACCUUUAACAGAAAGUUGUCAAUUUCUUUUCUCGGGAUGAUCGAAAAAGAGGUAAGCAAAUUAGAAGACAAAAAGCCUAUAUGACAAAAGACUCCUAUUUGAGAUCUAAUCGUAAUCAAUAAAUAUUUUGCAUUAUCAAAUUUAAUAAAGGGAGAUGAAGCUAGUAAAAAUAUUUGAAAAUGAAACGCAUAA